Molecule: messenger RNA, 6323 nt
Organism: Cetraspora pellucida
Lineage: Eukaryota; Fungi; Glomeromycota; Glomeromycetes; Diversisporales; Gigasporaceae
Source: the annotation of a GenBank genome assembly
CUAUGAUUAAUGACAUUAUUGUCCAUUGCUUGGAGGAACUUGCCUUAGACGGUGAUAUAGGUUGUAAUCUUGAUAGAUUAUGGGAAUUUGUACAGAAUUUUUUUGAUCAACGCUUAAGAGAUAGGAACGUUCACUCUAUUGAGUCCGGAUCAUCUACACAACCAUCCAAAUCAUCAAUACAAUGCUUAGAUGAUUUAUACAAAUCAUACUUUUGGUCGCAAUUUGUGAACUCUAAAGUAUUGGUUUUUUUUCUUUCAAAUGCAAACACAAAUGAUGAAUCAACUAUAGAUGUAAGAACGGAGUUGACGAGUGAAAACCUUAACAUGAAACAAGGUGAAAUUUUGUUAGAUAAACAUAAAAUUUUAAAGAUGACUCUUCAAGAUGUACAAAUUAAUUAUGGUGAUAGUUUCCGAAUAAAAACUAUACCCGAAUAUCAGAAGCGGAUAAUAUUUGGUGCUGUCGAUACGACAAGACAGAUAACACCGAUAGUCUAUACUAUAUUACAGUAUAUUGCGCGACAUCGUGCUAUUGGUGCCACUCAAGCUGAUAUGGCAAAAGAUUUACAAAUAGAUCCAAGAUCAUUCUAUCAUUAUGUAAAGACGCUUAUCAAUUUAAAGCUAAUAGUAAAAUUACCCGUCGUUACUAAAGGAAUAUAUACAAAUUUAUGCAUUCUCACGAAAUGCGCCUCUCAAAAUCCUGCAUAUUUGGGAAAAUCUGUAUAUCUACCUACAAAUAAUUCUAAUAAUUCUCGUUCAGUUCAAUCUUCUGAUUACACUUAUGAUCCAACGGACACUAUUAGCGGUGGUGUAUCUUUUAAUUCUGAACUGAUUAAAAUCAAGUUUACUGAAAUAUUAGGGAAAGCUAAGAAUCAAAUUAUGUUGGCUAAUGAUUUAAUGGUGGCAUUGUUUGGAGUAUCGACACCAACAAAAAAACAGCGUCGCUGGUUUAAUAGGACUAUUGGAACUCUAACACAUCAAGGUUAUAUCGAAAAAAUAAAUGUACCAAAAAAAGAUUCAAACAAACAAUUGGAUCGAUGUUUAAGACUCAUUACACAUUAUGAAAAAGGAAAAGAACCUGAAAUGGGAAAAUACAAUCAUAAAUCGACAAUAAGUACAUCUGAUAAAGGUCAAAGUGUAGUAGAGGAUCAUAAAAUUGGAAUUUAUGCCGAAUUACCCUUAGAUUAUCAAGUAUAUCAAUUGAUACAAGGUGCCGGUGAAUAUGGGAUUAUUGCUGGGGCCAUCAAAAAUGCUUUCGGAAAUAUGAAUCAUCGUGUUUUGACAAAAAUUCUUGAGCGAUUAGUUAAACCAACUCCACCAGGUUUAAGUCGGUUUAUUGUGAAGCGUGCUUCAGAAUUUCAAGGUCGUGAAAGAAGAUACCGUUAUUUCUCCCUUGAUGGUUAUAUAAAGUUUGCUACUUUUAAUGGAAUAGCAUUAGAUGAUGAUUUGCAACAACUUCAAGAGAAUCAAUCGUCUUCAAUGUAUAUUCAUGAUCCAUUAUGGGGUGUGGAAUUCCUUCUGGAUGAUGAAGAAGAAAAAGAUGCGGACUUUUUGCAAUCUCAGGAAUGCAGGGAUCGACGUAAAAGAAAAAAGGAAAAAUUGCGGAUGACUCAAACUAACAUUAGUCAGGCUAGUCAAUCUAGUCAAGCUAAUCAGGCUGUACCUCAAGAACCACCUAUUAAAAGAAAAAGAGGACGUCCACGAAAAAUUGUUGAUGAUAAAAAGCCUGCCGUACCUAAAGGCAAGUGUGGGAGACCGAAAGGAAGUAAAGACAAAAAACCUAGAAAACCACCACGAAAAAAAAUGCGAACCAUUCAAGAUGAUGAUGAAAAUGAACUUAACAACGUACAUUUGGAAGACGUUAAUAUAGAAUUCAAUGAUAUGCCAUCCUCUAAUGUCGAAACGACUGAUGCUCCAAAUCCUUUAUCAUUAAAUGGUUCUGAUAAUAUGGAAUUCAAUGAUCUACCAUCCUCUAACGUUGAAACGACUGAUGCUCGAAAUCCCUUAUCAUUAAAUGGUUCUGAUUGUAUGGAAUUCAAUGAUCCACCAUCCUCUAAUGUUGAAACGACUGAUGCUCCAAAUCCCUUAUCAUUAAAUGGUUCUGAUUGUAUGGAAUUCAAUGAUCCACCAUCCUCUAAUGUUAAAACGACUGAUGCUUCAAAUCCCUUAUCAUUAAAUGGUUCUGAUUGUAUGGAAUUCAAUGAUCUACCAUCCGCUAAUGUUGAAAUGAUUGAUGCUCAAAAUCCCCUACCAUUAAAUGGUUCUGAUUGUAUGGAACUUAAUAAUCUACCAUCCUCUAACGUUGAAACGACUGAUGCUCAAAAUCCCCUAUCACUAAAUGGUUCUGAUUGUAUGGAAAGUUUAUCGACUAACACCAAUGAUGAAAAUCGGACAUCGCGAGUUUCUAAAAAUGUUACUAGGAAACGGAAAAAACCUGUAUCAAAUCGUAAAUCCGAACCUGAAACUAGAAAAAAGUUUGCAAACUCUGCCUCAAUUACAGCGGCUCUAAGACAGAAUAUAAUAUUGCAAAUUUUAGAAGAACAUCAAGUUGUGGAACUCGGUACUGAACUCAUAAAACUAUAUCAACAAACAUUGCAAAAGGAACCAAAUAGUACGUCUAAUCACGUAAUUGACAAGAAAACUCUUCAACGUACUGGUUCACUAAUGGAAGAAAAAGGUCUUCUUCGAACUUAUAAUGUGAAGUUACCCUUAUUAAAUGGUAAUUAUAAUACCAAAAUCCUUUUUCUCCAUUCAAGCUUGACAUCUUCAAGCCCGAUAGUGAAAGAAUAUGUAGCAAAAAUGGAAGAUAGAGCUAUACUUGUUGGUAGAUCCCAUAAGCAAACUAAGAUUGAAGAAUUAGAUAUAGAAGUCGAACCUCUAGAGCAACUUCAAAAACGUCUUGCAGUUGAAGCUGCAGCUGAUGAAUCAAUCAAUCUACUCAGCUUGCCAGCAUCCAAUAGCCAUAAUGAACCUGAAUCUUAUGAAGCAUUAAUGUCUAAUAUGUCAUUAACUGUUGAUCCUACAACAGUCUCAUCCGAUACGCUUGAAACGCCUGACUCAACCUCAGUUAAUUCUCGUGUACAAACUUCUAAUGAAAUGUGGUGGCUUCAUACGGCACGUGGUUAUGGAUGGAUUAAUGCUAAAAUGAUUCGAGCAAAAAUAUUGCAUCAAUAUUUAAUUACUAAAAUUAUUGAUGCGUCUCCCAAUGAUUCUUGUAUUGAAAAAAAUACUAGAACAUUUCAUACAACAAUCCUUCUUCGUGAUCUUCCACUUGAGUUAUAUCUUAAAAUCAUCGGACAAUCAAUCCCGAGUCAUCGACUGACCGAAUACGUUCGUUCUGGACAAAGCCUAUCGGUGAGCGUUAUUAAACUUCCAUCAGAAUUACGUGCAGAACUUUUUUCUGGAAAUUAUAAAUUAAGACAAAAUCUAAAAAAAUUAAUCGAUAUCCUCGUAGCGUUGAAAAUUCUAAAACCAAUUAGAAAAGGUUUUAACGAACGUGGUGAUCCUGUUUUGGAAGUUGAAAAUAAGGAAUCAGAUUAUUUUGAUGAUGAAUUAGGUAGAUGGUCACCGAGUACGCCAACAUCAUGUAGUCCUCCACAAACUCUUUUAGCACCAGCGUAUCAAUUAAUGCGUCAUGUUCCAAUGAUUGACUUCUCAGUUUCAGGUCCAGAUAGACCAAUUAUCAGAGAUUAUAUGCUUGAUUCUGUUGAAGAUGUGACAAUUUAUUGGAAUGAAUUGCAAUAUGUUGCACGACAAAAAAUGGUCGAGACAGGGAAUAAAAGUAAUAAUGAACUUAGUGGUGAUGAUGAAACUCGAAAGAAAUCAGCACAAGAUGAUGAUUCUAUAGAUCCUUUAAGGUUUAUUACUUUAUCACGUAAUUGGAAUGCGGGCUAUCCUUUGACUGCUAAACAAAAAAAGAUGUUAGAACAUUAUGUAGAUCGUAGGAAAUCAAAAACUCCUUACGAAGAUGAAGCUUUAUGUAGGCAAAUUGCACAAGAAUGUAGCCUUCCAUUUACAAGAGUGAGAGUUUAUUUUAAACACAUUGAAAAUAGUUUUGAAAAGAAAAGAAAAGAUUCUAAAACGGCUAGACAGAAGGAAAGACGACGUAGGGUUGCAUCGAAGUCAAAAAAUCUUUCUGGUAUUGUUACUUCCGCUGAAGGAGAACCUUCAUUUAAACGAAGGAAGAGAGAAACAAUGGUUCAUAAAGUAGUAAGAAAAACGGGAAAUUCCGCCCAAGCAGUAUCUGGAAAUAAUGCUGGACGUAAGAGUUUGCGUGAAAAGUUUAAACAAAAAGGAAUAACAGAUACAGGAUCUAUUGCCGAAGAAGAAAAUUUACCAAUUAUUGCUGACGAAGAACGAUUUGAGACACAAUAUGAAACAUUUUCACAGCGUUCGCGUCCAAAAUGGAGUCAACACGAAGAUGAAUUGGUUAUUCAUGUAUAUGUAAUUCUCAAAGUUCGUUCACAAAAAUCGAGGUUUUUAUGGGGUGCAAUAACUAAAGUGUUACCACAUAAAACUAACGAAAUUUGCCGUCGAAGGUUAAAUGUUUUGAUUAAAAAUAUGGCAACAUUAGAAAGAGUGAAUGUAUUAUUGAGUCAAUGGCCAAGGAUGUAUGAAGCUGGAUUAAAGAAUGGGCAUAUUGUAGAUGAAGAUGAGUCAGAUAUGCUAAAUUUUGACUUACCUGGGCACUUGGACUACUUCAUGAAGGUCUUGCAGCAUCAUACAAGGCAAGUUUAUUGCAUCGCAACUAAAGAGAGUCCUGACCCAAUAAUUCCUCUUCCAUGUGACAUUAAAACAUAUGAACGUACUUUUAUCGAAAAUUACGUAUCAACAAUGCGUCACCAAAAUCUAUUUUAUGAAGAUAAACUUGGUGGUGCUUCUUUGAGGCAGAAAUUUUCAAUGCUCUAUUCACAUCCCAUGACAUGUCGGAUUUUUUACAACGAAAGUGUAGAUGAUUAUGAAAAUUCGGAUAGAAGUGAAAAUGACAUUAAUGUUCAGUGCAUCCAAGCAUUAGUUAAGAUGAUUCUUAUGACUCCGGAUGAUAAAUACGAUCCUUCGCACGCAUUCUCAAUUCUUAAUUUUUAUCCUGAUGCAAUCGUAAAAGUUGCGAUUGAAAAAUUGAAAGAUACGGGAGCUAUUGUUAAAGUGAAAGGUGGAUCGGACCGAAGAGUUCCUGGUCGAGGUUACCAAUUUUCUGACAAGUUUAUUUCGGUUAUAUCAGGAAGUUUACCUGAUCGUAUGUUUUCGCAGGCUAUAAACUGUCAUAAAAAAUUGACUAUGCCAACAGUAUUUGACCAAUUUUCGAAUAGUGGAGAUAUGGCUUGUUUAUUGGAUAAAUUCUCUGCAGGAAAGGUUAAUAAUCUGUUACAUUAUCCUUUUCCGAUCGAAGCCAAGAUUUAUUUACCACCUGCAUUAUACCAAAUCACCGAAGUAGAAAGAUUGGUAAAUCCUGCUAAACUUCAUUUUGAUGUGCUGAUUACUCCAAUUCAAAAGUCAAUUCAUAAUGAUGAAGCAAAUCACACCGUUACGAGCGAGGAAGACGAGUUUCCCCAUAAUUUAAUAAAAUCUCGAGCCAACAAUUCAUCUUCAAUUAAUACACAAGCUGAAGAACUAAUUGCCCUACAACAACUUUUUAAUGUGCAUGAUAUUAACACUAAAGAAUGUCUUAGAAAAAUCUAUAACUAUAUUCGGGAGUUUGGGAACAUCGGCACGACUUUGACAUCUCUAAUGAAAUCGGUAGAUAUUUCUGAACCAGAUUUUCCUCGUUAUAUUUCAUUAUUAGAAUCGAAUAAACCAAGCCUUAUCAAGAAAGUUGGGUACAAUUACAGUCGCUAUGUUUGUAGCAUUUAUGAGAAAAGUUGGUUAGUCAAGACGCAUCGGACUCCUAUUUAUCGUUCCAAUAAAAAGUGUAUUGACGAAUAUAUGGAUCUUGACGAUGAGAUGUCACCUUCUGAAUUAUCAUUGCAAGAUCGACGCCAAGAAACGCAAAAUUCAACAGAAUCAUUCGCCAUACCCCGGAUGUGGUAUGACAUUAAUGGCAAUUUCAUUGAUUCAGUAUUUCGUGGAUGUCUUGAGGCUGUUUUAGGAGUUAUUAUACAAAAGCCUGGAAUAUAUGAGUCAAAUAUACAUCGUAAACUCUCAUUGGUAAUGUCACGUUGUGAAAUUCAAGAUGUCCUUGAAGAAUUGGUCUACCGUCGUGCUAUUUUUAGGAGCUCCAUUAUUAAACCUCAAAAGGUCUCAUUAUUUUCGAAACGACGCGAAUUUGUUGAAUGUGGUAAGUUUAGUUACCUAUUACAUGUUACUGGACAGAGCCGGGAUAUUACAUGA